Messenger RNA from Pimephales promelas (fathead minnow), 3625 nucleotides. Lineage: Eukaryota; Metazoa; Chordata; Actinopteri; Cypriniformes; Leuciscidae. The record is from RefSeq and is a predicted model, not a curated record.
UUUGGUGUUUGGCUGUCUGGUUCUCUCUGUGUUCUCCACCAUCCCUGUUCAUAUGGACCUCUCCAAUCACUGUCUCCUUAUACUGGAGUUUGUGAUGAUUGUUGUAUUCGGUCUGGAGUACAUCAUUCGCAUCUGGUCGGCUGGAUGCUGCUGUCGUUACAGGGGAUGGCAAGGACGACUGCGCUUUGCUAGAAAACCAUUCUGUGUCAUUGACAUUAUUGUACUCAUUGCAUCCAUUGCAGUGGUUUCAGCUGGUAGCCAGGGCAAUAUUUUUGCCACGUCUGCACUACGCAGUCUGCGUUUUUUGCAGAUCCUGCGCAUGGUGCGUAUGGACAGGCGAGGCGGUACCUGGAAACUGCUCGGAUCUGUAGUCUACGCUCACAGCAAGGAACUUGUGACCGCCUGGUACAUUGGCUUCUUGGUGCUGAUCUUUUCUUCAUUCUUGGUCUACUUGGUGGAGAAAGAAUUUAACAAACAGUUUGCCACCUACGCCGAUGCUCUUUGGUGGGGUACGAUCACGCUCACCACCAUUGGAUAUGGGGAUAAGACGCCACAGACUUGGACCGGUCGGCUUCUAUCUGCAGGUUUUGCUUUGCUGGGCAUCUCGUUCUUCGCUUUGCCUGCUGGUAUUCUUGGCUCUGGCUUUGCUCUGAAGGUCCAAGAGCAGCACAGACAGAAGCACUUUGAAAAGAGGAGAAACCCAGCAGCCAGUCUCAUACAGUGUGUGUGGCGUAGCUAUGCGGCUGAUGAGAACUCGGUUUCCAUUGCUACCUGGAAGCCUCAUUUGAAGGCGUUGCAUACCUGCAGCCCUACAAAGAAAGACCAGGGGGAAUCCAUCAGCAGCCAAAAGUUAAGUUUUCGUGAGCGUGUGCGGAUGGCCAGUCCUCGUGGUCAGAGCGUAAAGAGCAGACAGAUGUCAGUGAACGACAGACGCUCUCCUGGGACAGAGGUGGGUGUGGAGGGCAGCAGCCCUGCAAAGGUCCAGAAGAGCUGGAGCUUCAAUGACCGAACACGCUUCCGUCCAUCACUCAGACUCAAGAGCCAGUCUCGCACAACCACUGAAGCUGACACUAAUCUUGGACCGGAUGAUGCUUUUGAUGAGAAGGGUUGCCAUUGUGAUGUGACUGUGGAAGAUCUGUCUGCCCCACUAAAGGCCGUCAUAAGGGCCGUCAGGAUAAUGAAAUUCCAUGUGGCCAAGAAGAAGUUUAAAGAGACGCUGCGACCGUAUGAUGUGAAAGAUGUGAUUGAGCAAUACUCUGCUGGCCAUCUGGAUAUGCUAUGCCGUAUCAAGAGUCUCCAGACUAGGUUAGACACCAUUGUGGGUCCACAGACCUUGAGAACCAAAGCCAAGACCUUUUCUUCUCCUUCCCUGCACUUGUAUUACAGUCAGGCCAAGAGGAAACACUCUGCCCCAGGACUUGCCACAGCCGUGGGUCCACAUCAGACACUCAGCACCAAAGCCAGGAACCUUUCCUCUCCCUCUCUACAAUUGUAUUACAGCCAAAGCAAGAAGAAGCAUGCUGGGGUGGAUCAGAUCCUUGGAAAAGGUCAGAUUUCGGUAGACAGGAAAGGCAGGGAGAAAAUCCUCCCAGAAGGAGAGGCCCUGGAACAUGACAUGAGCAUGCUUGGACGAGUCUGUAAAGUAGAGAGACAAGUCCAGUCCAUUGAGUCAAAGCUGGACUCGUUGCUGGAUAUAUACCGACAGGUGUUGCAGAAAGGCUCAUCUUCGAUGCUUGGUCUGUCUGCUUUUCCACUGUUCGAGCUGGAUCAGACCUCCGACUACCAAAGCUCCAUCCAUAGCAAGGAUUUGUCGUCAUCCUCCCAGCUUACCGGCAGCGGUGUGUCUCAUUCAGGCAGCAGUAACCUACACCGUGGUCUGCAUCUUGCUCUGGCCCCUAGUGAACUCAACUUGGGUACAGGUUACCCACAUUCAGCCUCCUCUUACUCAACCUCUCCUCUUCUCAACAACCAACCCUCCAGCCCGGACAGUUUCUACCCAGUAUCUCCUCCUCCCAUUCUCACCCCCAACAACCUUUCCAGAAGUCACCAGAGAUUCAGUGAGCUGACCAGGCCGGUGCCAACAAUCCAUUCAACCUCAACGACCCUUCAGCUCCCCCCUAUGGUACCAACACCUCAAGGCCGGCCUACCAGCCUUAUCCCAGAGACACUACUGGAGAGCCGGGUAGAGAGUCUGAGCAAUUGCCUUGUGAGUACCCAAACUGAUGUUGAGUCGGACAGGGAAGCUGAGAGUCCUCAAAGCACGGUACAGCUACGGGACAAGCCCGAGCGCAACUCCAAGGAAGAUGGGUCGUGGAGAAGACACUUGAGCCUUGACAUUGAUCCUCUAAAGCUCAUGUCUUCCACAGCAGCAGCCUCGCUACAGGUUGAGCGUGGGCUCGGUAAGUCUCUUUCCGCUCAGAACCUCAUGCUGCCGACUGCUGCGGACUGCCAUCCCAGCCUGUCCACUCGGAGCAGCAGCAGCAGCAACAAUGAGUCCAGCGACCGGGAGCCGCUGGCUGACUGGGGCGAUACAGAGCUGUUCAUCAAUGACAAAGAGUUGGACACCCCGGAGGGCGGCUGCAACCUCCUCGACCAACAAAGCAACGAUACAACCUUCUCUUCUGAGCUGCUACGGACAGGAGCCAGUGGGUCGUCUCCCAGCCAGGCUGGAUCAAGAGAUAGUCUCGAGUCCCAAAACUUGCCUCACGUAUAACUCGAAAAAACCCCGGAGCGCAGGAACCUCACUGUGGAGACUGGACACAACCUCAUGUCCCUCGUGUUCUUCUUUUCCAAAGGAAAUGGAGCGUCCUGUGCGCUCUAUAUGUUUUCUAAUUUUCACAAGAAAAAGACAUGAUGUUCAUACGUUUUUGUUCAUACAAACAUAUCAUUGCAUGGACAAUUUGUCAAAAGGGAGAAUUUAUAUUAAUGAGAAACUGUUGGGGAAGAAACAUUAAUGAAAUAUUCUGGGUUAAAAUAUGUUAAACUCAAUCAACAGCAUUUGUGGCAUAAUACUUACGGUGAGGCACUUACAAUGGAAGAGAAUGGGGCUAAUUGGUAAACAUCAAUAUACUACUCACGGUUAGUAUAGCCCCAUGACAAACAGUACAAGUUAGUGUGGAAAAAUAUCACCACAUUCACUCUGUUUAGUAGUAUUAUUUACAUUUACAUUUAUCUGACACUUUUAUCCAAAGCGACUUACAUUUGCAUGCCUCUAGAGCAACUAGGGGGUAAGUUCUUGCUCAGGGACACAUUGGUGUUUCACAAUGGACUCGAACCUGGGUCUCUCACACCAAAGGCAUGUGUCUAAUCCACUGCACCAGGUGUGAGUCUCGAAAUGUUGUGUUCACACAGCAGCUUAAAAUAAAAUCAAAAUCUGCACAGCAGAUUAACAACAGCAACUGUGACUAAAGCAAUAUCAUCGAUGGUCAUAAAAGUCACAAUUUCACACAAGAAGAUUAUUUGAGGCAUGAGUUCAUCUGUCAAAUCUUCACUUUUAUAUCUGAAAAUGGAGCAUUUGAGUUUGCGCACAGACCACAAAACUAACAGGAGCAGUUCCGGUAAGACAGUGACUGGAUCUAAAACUAAAGAUUCUUAAAGGGAUACUCCACUUUUUUUUUUUUUUAAA